Messenger RNA from Aspergillus alliaceus, 1467 nucleotides. RefSeq names its product putative HLH DNA binding domain protein. The record is from RefSeq and is a predicted model, not a curated record. The coding region runs from base 345 to 1406 and encodes 353 amino acids. The transcript has a single exon. Lineage: Eukaryota; Fungi; Ascomycota; Eurotiomycetes; Eurotiales; Aspergillaceae.
AUUACCGUCUGCCUUCCCCGUUGAUCUUACCGUCCAGAGAUCUUUGUUUAUAUCAAUCUCAGACAUACGCAUAUACAUAUCGACGCAUCGUACAUAUCGACAUCCCACUUGAUCGCCCACACAACUAAGACAUACAUACCCUCCGGCUGCACCUCACCUUGUUUACUGAUCCAGACGCGAAACGUAACAGAAGCCAUGAUGUUUGAGGACAUGGGUUCGAUGACUGAUGACAUCUCUCGGCGCUGCUCUCUUCCGUAGGAUGUUCUUGGCCUUGCUGCUAGAUGCAUAACUGACAGGGUACUAGUGGCGUGCGCUCUAUCGCCAACGCCCCCAACGCAGCUGAGAUGACUGAAGACCGUCGGUUACCGCCUCUGCCCCGCGUCGAACCACUGCCUCGGGGGCCAUUCAAUCCCCUGACCUCCAAGGUCUUUGCUCCCAGCCCUCCCAGUUCUCAGGAUGCGUUCCCCGUCAAGUCACCGUGGCCAGUAUCCGAGCACAUUGUUACACCCCCUUCUCCUGCCAAUUCCGCCGAUAGCUCAUGGCCUGAAUCACUGCUUUCUCAGAAAGUGUUUGAAUGGCCCCAGGACCUUUCUUCGUCCGACCUUUUGAACCUGAUCGCCCCGAAGCAUAUCAACCGUAAGCCCCCCUUGCAGCAGCUAUGCGGUCGAAAGCGCAAGGGCAGCAUGAUCACGGGUGAAUGUGAUGACCAGAGGGAGAAGCACCGUAUUGCAGAGGGCAACCGGCGAAAGAACUUGAGCCAGCUGCACCGUGAGCUGGAUAGUCGUAUCCACGACUUCUUUCUUGAACGGGCAGGCUGGAACCCAUCGAAGAGUCUUCCCGAGUCGAAGGAGCACAUUGUGCAGGGUGCCAUUUUCCUCAUCGAUUUUAUGCUCCUAAUCAUUGUCCACCUCAUCCGCCAGGAAAAUGAGAUGCCUCGGCAGCUCUCCGAAAAGCUGCAGCCUCAGAUCCGGUGCAUGCAGCUUCAGCAGUUGAUUGCCAACCUUCAGCAACAGAACCAGUCUGCCCAGCAACAGAUCAAGGCCUUGAAGCAAGAGAACCAGUUAUUGGAGGAGCGUAAUCAGGCGCUUGAGCUUCAGUUGAAGUCCUAUGAACACAUGUUCCGAUCGCCCAAGACUGAACAGCCAAGCCCUCAGUCUCUCGCCCAGCUUCCUGAUUCGAGGCCACGCAACAUGUUGCCUGGCCUGCGUGUCUUCUGUGACGAGAUCGCUGUGAACAGCCCAGAGUCUGGCCGCUUGGAACCACCACACACCGGGUCUUCCCAAUCCUUCUCGCAAUCCUUCCUCAGCCAUUCACCCCCAAUGACUGGACCCUCGUCCCCAAUCUUCACACAGUCGACCUACUCGGUUCCCGCGUCGCGGCGCCAGUCCGUGAUUCCAUCUCCGUGAGAUGGUGCAUUGGCAGGUUGCCUCACAUAUGAAACCCUUCCUUGGCUUUGUAAUGAAUUUC